Triticum dicoccoides is the source of this 3153-nucleotide messenger RNA. RefSeq names its product putative disease resistance protein RGA4. The transcript is spliced from 2 exons. Lineage: Eukaryota; Viridiplantae; Streptophyta; Magnoliopsida; Poales; Poaceae. The record is from RefSeq and is a predicted model, not a curated record. Gene Ontology annotation, molecular function: ADP binding. Gene Ontology annotation, biological process: defense response to other organism. Bases 128 to 2779 code for a protein of 883 amino acids.
CCUCUCAGUUUCCUCUUGCUUUUGUAACAUCUGGUCACGUCGUGAUGUUGCUGUUCGGGUUAGAAGCCUCAACAAAAAAAUAGAGAACAUUUUAGAGGACACGGUAUUCUUAACACUCAACACUGGUAUGCAGCCUACCAGAAAUGGUCCAACAUCCAAACUGAUAAGAAGCUGCAACCUUGUUGAGCCCAACCUUGUGGGGAAGGAGAUCAUAUAUUCUAGCAAGAAGCUAGUGGACUUAGUUGUUGCACAUAAGGAAAGUAAGUCUUACAAGCUUGCUAUUGUUGGAACAGGAGGAGUUGGUAAGACAACACUAGCUCAGAAAAUAUACAAUAACCAAAAAAUUAAAGGAAGCUUCAAGGUGCAAGCAUGGAUUUGUGUUUCACAAGACUACAAUGAAGUAACUCUUCUUAAAGAGGUUCUCCGGAAUAUUGGUGUGCAUCAUGAGCAAGGUGAAACCAUAACAGAGCUCCAGAGGAAGCUUGCAGAAACAAUUGAAGGGAAGAGUUUCUUUCUGGUUCUAGAUGAUGUCUGGCAUUCCAAUGUAUGGAUGGAUCUAUUAAGGCCUGCAUUACAUGAAACAACAUCCAGAGUAAUAUUGGUAACCACACGAGAUGAUCAAAUUUCAAGGAGAAUAGGUGUAGAGCAUACCCAUCGAGUUGAUCUCAUGUCAGUCGAGGUGGGAUGGGAGCUACUUUGGAGGAGCAUGAACAUUGAUGAAGAGAAAGAAGUGCGGAAUUUUAGAAAUACGGGAAUUGAGAUUGUUCGUAAAUGUGGUUGCCUUCCUCUUGCAAUCAAGGUUACCGCUAGUGCUUUGGCAAGUAGAGAUCUAACGGAAAAUGAGUGGAAAAAGUAUUUGGGCAAGUAUGCUUGCUCCCAGAGUAUGCUCUCGGAUGAAACAGAAGAAGCUUUGUAUCUAAGCUAUAAUGAGUUACCACAUCGUCUGAAGCAGUGUUUCCUUCAUUGUGCUCUUUAUGUUGAAGAUUCUAUCAUUCGAUGUGAUGAAGUUACCUGGUUAUGGAUUGCUGAAGGCUUCAUCGAGGAGCAGCAAGGCCAAUUACUAGAAGACACAGCAGAAGAGUACUACCAUGAGCUAAUACGCCGGAAUCUCCUCCAGCCAAAUAGGUUCAUUUUUGACCAGGUUCAAUGCAAAAUGCAUGACCUCUUAAGACAGCUUGCUCGUAAUAUAUCAAGAGCAGAAUGUUUUAUUGGAGAUGUUGAAACAUUAAGGGGUGAAAAUAUGUCAAAACUGCGACGUGUUACUGCUGUCAUUAAGAAGGAUAUGUUAGUGUUACCUAGACUGGAUAAGGUGCAGGUUAAGGUGAGGACUUUCCUAACUGUUAAGGGUCCAUGGAGAAUUGAGGAUACAUUGUUCAAGAGAUUUCUGCUUCUUCGUGUUUUGGUACUGAAUUACUCACUUGUACAAAGCAUCCCAGGUUAUAUAGGAAAACUGAUACAUCUACGUCUACUUAAUUUAGAUUACACUGGCAUACAUUGUCUUCCGAAAUCCAUUGGAUCCCUAAAGCACCUUCAAGUACUGAGCUUGAGAUGGUGUGAUCAUCUGGACAGUCUUCCUUUAGCCAUUACCCUGUUGAGCAGUUUGAGAUGUCUUAAUCUUUAUGGCACAAAAAUAUGCUGGGUACCAAAAGGGAUGGGGAAACUGAAGCUCCUCACUUAUUUAGAAGAUUAUCCUGUUGGUACUGGAAUUGAUGGAUGGAAGUUGGAAGAGUUGUCUUCUUGGUCACAGAUGAGGCAUCUUGGCAUUGUUAAAUUGGAAAGAGCAGCUCAUUCUAGUAUAAAUGCAGUGUUGACGGACAAAAAACAUCUAAAAGAACUAGUCCUAAAGUGGACUAAACUUGAAGAGGAGUCAUAUUCAGAAGAAUAUGUUAGCAAUACCAAGAAGGUAUUUGAGCAGCUAAUACCUCCAUGCAACCUGAAAGAACUAUGUAUUUUACAAUUCUUCGGUCGGCGGUAUCCCACCUGGUUUGGUACCACUUGUUUGUCAUCAUUAAUACACUUGAUCCUCAAUUAUGUACGAUCAUGUGUGCAUCUUCCAGCCAUUGGGCAGCUACCCAACUUGAAGUAUCUGAAAAUAAUGGGAGCACAUGCAGUUACCAAGGUUGGACCUGAAUUAUUUGGUUGCGGGAAGGGUGAUCCCAUAUGCAGUGAGUUAGUUGCUUUCCCUAAACUUGAAUGGUUGGUCAUCAAUGAUAUGCCCAACUGGGACGAGUGGUCCUUUUUUGAUGAAGUUGUUGCUGAUGAUGAAAUGGGAGAGGAUGGAGCUGUUGAGGUUCAAAAGGAGGACGCCCAAUCUGCAAGGUUGCAACUGCUGCCUCGUUUGGUGAAGUUGCAACUCAUAGGUUGCCCGAAGCUGAGGGCUCUGCCGCCACAGCUUGGAGAGGACACUGCCAGCUUGAAGGAGAUCCUUUUAAUUAGAAUGAACAACUUGAAGGUCGUGGAGGACUUCCCACUGCUCUCUGAGCUUCUUACCAUUGAGAAUUGUGAAGGCCUGCAGAAUGUCUCCAACCUCCCUCAAGUGACAGCGCUGCGUGUAGGUGCUUGUCCAAAUUUAAGCCAUGUAGAGGGAUUGGGCAGUUUGCAGCAGCUGGGGGUGGGGCGAGGAUAUGCAAGAGAUCUCUACACGCUGGGUCCCUGGGCUUCAAGAGCUACACCAGCGACUUCAUGGCGAAGAACUGGAUGUCUACAUGUGGAGUUAGAUGGCACAAGGACUGAUGGCCCAUACGCUUCGAUGGGCAAAGCACCAAACGUACUAAGUUGAUGAAGUCUCUCAAUGUUGAAGAUGCGCAAGUUCCAUGAUGGAUGUGUAGCGAGCUGGUGAAGAAACAAAUUUCUUUGGGCAGGUGCCCUGGAAUGUAUCGAACGUUGUCUCGUUUGUGGGUAUGCUAUCACCUUUUGGAUUUAAUUCAGAAAUUUCGUUUUAUUUGUUCCUGAACUUGGGGCCUUUGCUGUACUGAACCUCCAUGGCAUGGUUUCAUUCUUUCGUUUUGGCGCGAUUUUAUUCUUCCAAUGGAAGUGAUGGAUUUCGUUUUAUUUUGUUUCUGAACUUGGGCCUGAGGCUUUGCCUGUGUAACCUGUACGGCCAAACCUGUGUGAAUGACCUGGUCAUGAAUAGCAUUUUUGUUACUGUAUAAA